AUGGAGGAGGAAGCUGUGAGGAAGAGGAAGAUUCCCUGGGACCACCAGGUAGACAAGGAGCUGAGGAUGGAGACCAGGGAGGACAAAUCCCCACGGCAGAAACUCGUGGAAGAGGCUGUGUUGAGCAGCUCUACUGCACAUGAAUUUAACAAGAAGGAUAUUUCCCCGAGAUCCUUCAGGAUGAGGGGCUUCAAAUCCAGCCCAGGGUGCUCUGAGGAGGAAAGACCCACCCUGGGCCAGGAAGGUGGACAGAGCUUCAGCCAGAGCUCAGAGCUGGUGGUCUGUGAGAAGCUUCAUGAUGGGGAGCAGCCCUACAAGUGCUUGGAGUGUGGGAAGAGCUUCAGGCAGAGCAGCACCCUGAUCCGCCACCAGAUGAUCCACACUGGGGAAUGGCCCUACGAGUGUGGGGAAUGUGGGAAGGGCUUCAGCCGGAGGUCUCACCUCAUGAACCACCAACGCAUCCACACUGGGGAGAGGCCCUAUGAGUGUCCUGAGUGCCAGAAGAAGUUUCACACCAACUCUAAUCUCCUCAGCCAUCAGCGCAUCUACACUGGAGAGCUUCCCUAUGACUGCCCCACAUGUGGGAAGAGAUUUCACGCCAGGUCCCAUCUCCUUUUGCAUGAGCGAAUUCACACAGAUGAGAGGCCCUUCUGCUGCCCUGACUGUGGCAAGGACUUCAAGCAAAACUCCCACCUCGUCACCCACCGGCGCAUCCACACUGGGGAGAGGCCCUACGAGUGUCCCCAGUGUGGGAAGAGCUUCUCAGACAGCUCUAACUACACCAGACACCUGCGGAGUCACCGGUAA
Messenger RNA from Passer domesticus (house sparrow), 807 nucleotides. RefSeq names its product oocyte zinc finger protein XlCOF15-like. The transcript is spliced from 2 exons. Gene Ontology annotation, biological process: regulation of gene expression. The record is from RefSeq and is a predicted model, not a curated record. Gene Ontology annotation, cellular component: nucleus. Lineage: Eukaryota; Metazoa; Chordata; Aves; Passeriformes; Passeridae. The coding region runs from base 1 to 807 and encodes 268 amino acids.